CUCCCUCCCGGGGCUGGACCCAGGCUGCGGGCAGCUGAGCGCUGGGGGCGGGGCCCGCCUGCCGGAAAUCCCGCCCCAGAAGCAGCACCACCGUAGUUAUGGUAGUUAUGGCGGCGCCCGGGCGGCGGUGGCCGGUGCGGCUGCUCCUUGCGCUGCGGCCGCUGCCCGUGCACCGAUCCUUGCACGCCGCGGCCCCGCCGCGGGACGUGCUGCUCUUCGAGCACGAACGGGGCCGCUUCUUCGCGGUCCUCAGGCUGUUCUGCGCGGGCCAGGGCGUCUUCUGGGCCUCCCUGGCCGUGGCAGCUUUGGCCCGACCCCCGGCCCGGGCGCUGUCUCCAGACGCGGAGUUCCCGGACCGCGGCCGCUCGGACCUGCGCUCCACGCUCUGGCGCUACGGCCUGGCGCUCGGCUGCGGCGCCAUCGGUACCCUGGUACUUGGUGCCGGUCUCCUCUUCUCCCUCCGUUCCGUGCGUUCAGUGAUGCUAUUGGCUGGAGGAAAGCAGGUGACCCUCACCACUCACGCUCCCUUUGGCUUGGGUGCCCAUUUCACCGUUCCUUUGAACCACGUAUCCUGCAUGGCCCACCGUGGUGAAGUCCCUGCCAUGUUGCCUCUGAAGAUCAAAGGCCGGCGCUUCUACUUCCUCUUGGACAAAGCUGGACACUUCCCCAACACGAAACUCUUUGACAACACUGUGGGUGCCUACCGCAGCUUGUGAAGAGACCACCGCGGAUGGCUCACCCCUCCCAGAGGGGAAUAAAAACCGGACCUCGGGGAUGGGGGUCACCCAAGGGGGCCCAGGGUUCAUUAACAGCAAAUAAAAGAGCAGUCAUCCCAAAGGCAGCCGACAGUACCUCUGACUUUUGGUUCCAUGUCUGUUUGGC
Molecule: messenger RNA, 882 nt
Organism: Leopardus geoffroyi (Geoffroy's cat)
Lineage: Eukaryota; Metazoa; Chordata; Mammalia; Carnivora; Felidae
Gene: TMEM223
Product: transmembrane protein 223
Exons: 2
Coding region: 99-716 (205 amino acids)
Biological process (GO): nervous system development
Cellular component (GO): mitochondrion
Source: RefSeq, a predicted model, not a curated record